CCGUUACUAAGAUUGUAAUGUAGUGAGAGUGACGCGCUACUUAGAGGGUCAUUUCCCUCUUUAUUUUUAUCGUCACUCGAGAACUCUCUUGCGUACUAUCUCAAACGUCGACCGAGCCACUUCCGUCCGUGCAACGUCAAAGAACAAUGGCUCAAAAACCCAUGAACAUCAUACUCUUCGGAGAAACCGGAGCAGGCAAAAGCUCCAUCGUUAACAUGCUCUCCGGAAAAACAGUGGCUAAAACCUCGAACACGGCUAAUGGGUGCACGCCCAGAUGGAGUUGUUAUCGUAUCUCCAUCGGUGGCAAAGCCCACUAUGUCUACGACACUGUAGGCCUUAACGAGGGCGACGGUGGCACAAUACCCAACGACGACGCUAUCGUCCAGCUCUACCAGCUGCUAACCGGUCUCGAGGAUGGGAUCAGCUUAAUCAUCUUCGUUAUGCGAGGUCCUCGUAUGAAGGACGCGUCCUGCAAGAAUUGGACAUUGUUCCACGACAUGCUUUGUCAGCAGCGUGUCAACGCCUCCCUCAUCGUUACGGGCCUCGAGCAGGAGGAUAACAUGGACGACUGGUGGCCGGAGAACAAGGCGACUUUUCAUAAACAUGGAGUACGUCCGCAUGGUGUUGCUGCCAUCACCGCUACGCCUGGCAAGCGGAGAGGGGGCCGGUGCGUAUUCCAAGAUGAGUUUGAGGCAUCAAAAGCCAAGGUUGAAGGGCUCAUCAACGACUACGCCAUGCCUGAACCGUAUCAUAUAGACAAGGCGGAGUUGUUCAAGGAGGUGACGGAAACGUGCUGUAAUGGUGGAAACAAAAAUAAGGCGGAAGUCGUACGUAGAUUGGCCAAUCUCAGUAACUUGUCGUAUGAGAAGGCAGAAAUUCUCGCUAUCAGGCUUAGCGAUAUGUAGACCUUCUGUCCGAUAUCUAAACAGCUGUAGAAACU
Coniophora puteana RWD-64-598 SS2 is the source of this 940-nucleotide messenger RNA. RefSeq lists its product as uncharacterized. Gene Ontology annotation, molecular function: GTP binding. The transcript is spliced from 3 exons. The record is from RefSeq and is a predicted model, not a curated record. The coding region runs from base 147 to 905 and encodes 252 amino acids. NCBI's taxonomy places the organism in Eukaryota, Fungi, Basidiomycota, Agaricomycetes, Boletales, Coniophoraceae.